This is a messenger RNA of Cladocopium goreaui, 3130 nucleotides long. The record is from the annotation of a GenBank genome assembly. NCBI's taxonomy places the organism in Eukaryota, Dinophyceae, Suessiales, Symbiodiniaceae.
UCUCGGAGAAAAGAAAAAACUAUUGUUCAGGCAAAAUGCUUUCCAUUCCAAUCGUCGCGGUAAGACACCGCCAUGUGGAAUGGCCCUCGCAUGUGCCUCGUGCUGUUCCAGGCCCUAGUGUGAAGCCACACAAUCCAUUCUCGCUAGCGGCUGCUUGCAGCGCUUGCUUUGUGGCAAGAAGGAAGAAAUUUCGCUCAGCAACCCCUUUGGCAAGUGGAAACAUGGCAGGUCACCAUGACUCAACGGCAAAACUGCGCAUUUUGUUGAUCAUUCAUGGAUAUCCUCCUCUCUACAAUGCUGGCUCUGAAGUUUACACCCAAACUUUGGCAAGAUCCUUGGCGGAUAAUGGUCAUGAUGUCUUGGUGUUUUGCCGGGAAGAGGACACCAUUGCGCCCUACUUCCGGAUGCGCGAUGACUUUGACGGGAAAGUUCCUCUGAAAAUCAUCAACCUUCCAAACUUCCGUGACCGCUAUCGUGUUGUGGAAGUAGACGAAGCCGUGAAAGCCAUUGUGGAGGAUUUCAACCCAGAUGUGGUGCAUUGUGGGCAUUUGAACCACCUGUCCAUGUCGCUGGUGGAUGUGGUGACAAAAAAAAACAUACCAUUCUUGUACACCUUGCACGACUACUGGCUGAACUGCCCACGUGGGCAAUUCAUUCAAUUUACUGGUGAUACCGACAGCGACCUGUGGCCAGUCUGCGAUGGACAGGAAGACACAAAGUGCUCACAGCGCUGCUAUGUGCCACGAAUCGGGUCUGGAGACCCAUCAUCCAGUGAAGACGAGAAGUACUGGACCUCCUGGAUUGCCAAGCGGAUGGCUUUCACACGAGCAACUUGCGACAAGAUAGAUUUGUUCAUUGCUCCGGCGCAACACUUGAAGAACCGAUUCAUCCAAGAAGGUUUUGCCCCUCAGUCCAAAGUCGUCUAUUGCGAUUACGGCUUUGACCUUGAGCGUCUUACUGGAAGGAGCAGGAAGGCAGAUGAGCCCUUCACCUUCGCAUAUAUCGGCACUCACAAGGAAAGCAAAGGCGUCCAGCACCUGAUCGAAGCUUUUGCCGGGUUGAUGCAGGACAAGUCAUUGCCAGCAACCAGACUAAAGAUCUAUGGCAGAACCUUGGGGCAGAGCACUGCAGCCCUGCGACGUCUUGCUGAGAGCCUCCUACCGCCUUCCAGCCCAGCUUCCGCCAACUUGGACUGGUGUGGCGAAUAUUGCAAUGAACGCAUCGUGGAGGAUGUCUUCAACAAGGUCGAUGCCAUUGUGGUACCUUCGAUAUGGCUGGAGAAUAGCCCCCUGGUCAUCCAUGAAGCACUGCAAGCAGGAGUGCUGGUGAUUACCGCGGAUGUUGGAGGGAUGGCAGAAUAUGUUCACCACGAGGUCAAUGGUCUUCUCUUCAAACAUCGGAGCCCAAAGGCUCUGGAGGAGCAGAUGCGCCGAUGCCUUUUGGAUCCAGCGAUGGCAAAAUCUUUGGCAAACAGAGGCUACUUGUUGUCAAAGAACGGUGAGAUCCCACCCAUAGCAGACCAUGUCGACCAGAUGGUGGAGCUCUAUAGGAGAGCCAUUCAGCAUCGCAGGUCGUCCAAUGUGCGGCAGGGCAAGCUGUUGCCAUGGCGUAUCACCUUUGAUACGAAUCCAGAUGAUUGCAACUUACACUGCGACAUGUGCGAAGGUUUUUCGCAGUACUCCACAGUCAAGGCAGAACGUAAGGGACUUAGUCCGAGACGGAUGCCAUUCGAGCUGGUGGAGAAAGUUCUUGAAGAAUUUGUUGAUCUGCAUCUCAAAGCCCCGGGAGAUUCCACUGCAUUGGAGGUGAUACCUUCAACUAUGGGAGAGCCGUUGCUGUACGAGCACUUCGAGCAGAUGCUAUCCCUGAUCCAACAGCAAGACAGACGCUUGAAGGAUCAAGGCUUGCCAGGCCUCCGUUUGAAUUUGACCACCAAUGGCACUUUUCCAAAGCUUGGCGCAAGAGGUUGGGCACCAAAAGUGCUUCCCAUCACAUCGGACAUCAAAAUUUCCUGGAAUGGAGCGACCAAAGGCACUCAAGAGUCCAUCAUGCACGGCCAGACGUUUGAGGAUGUACUGGAGAACGUGAAGGUCUUGGUCUCUGAGAGGGAUGCUCUUGUAAAAGCCGGCGGACACUUUUGCCGCCUCACUCUCCAGCUGACAUUUCUGGAGGAGAACUACCACGAGAUACCAGAUAUCAUUCGUCUUGCAGCUGAGUUGGGCAUCAACAGGGUCAAGGGCCAUCAUCUUUGGUCGCAUUGGAAAGAGAUGGAUGGCCGCUCCAUGAAGAGAGAUGCUGAUGCUGUAAGCCGCUGGAAUAGGAUGAUACCACUUGCAGAAGAGAUUGCCAACGCCAACAGCAUCCUGUUGGAGGGCAUCCAUGUGAUACCCGAAACAGCCGCUGAAGAUUUGGCGCCAGGGGCUCCCUGCCCUUUCUUGGCUAAGGAGGUCUGGGUGGCAGCGGAUGGGCGCUUCAACGUGUGUUGCGCGCCAAAUGACCAGGGGCUUCAGUUGGGUUAUUUUGGCAAUCUCGGAGAGAACAACUUGGAGGAGAUAUUGAAUGGUGAGCCCUAUCAAUCCUUGCUGUCCACUUAUUCCACCUGUGCUUUGUGCCAGGGUUGCAACAUGCGCCGUUGGCCUCAGCAACAAUCAGGUGAUAUUGAUGAGUCCUCAGCGUUGAGUUGGUCCAGCGUUGAAACUGUUUGAGGACGAUGCUCUGAUUCGCCUGUUGUGCGCUGUGAAGAAUUGCUCCGGGGUUGACUUGUUCCAUGGAGAUUCAUCCGAUAGCGCACCGAGUGCUGCAACUGUUGAGCACAGAAAAUUUUAUUAGCAGUUUCCCCUCGGUUGGCCAGUUCUAGUAAAGUUGCGACAGCUCCACCUGAAAGAGCGUCGCACCCUGGCAGUGAAACCAACUCGCAUGACCCGCAUCAAGUGUUGGAUUGUGUACACUUUUGAUGGUGUCAUGUCAUGCGGGCAUGGGGAGCCGACGAAACAGAGUGGUGCAAUACGCCUGUUCCACAGCGGGUGAAAAUUCUGGAUUGGAACUUGCGUUGAUCCAGUGGAUGAGCAGAAUGUGAUGAACAAAUUUAGACCUGCCAAGACGAAAACAAGACAGGAUGUUUUGCAACUGG